Messenger RNA from Clarias gariepinus (North African catfish), 937 nucleotides. Its product is annotated as putative protein TPRXL. The record is from RefSeq and is a predicted model, not a curated record. The annotation marks the transcript as partial. Lineage: Eukaryota; Metazoa; Chordata; Actinopteri; Siluriformes; Clariidae. The transcript is spliced from 4 exons.
AAAGCAAUAAAUUCCACAUAUAAUAAAUGUACAGCGUUGUGUUGCAUCUGUGUAAAACUUGUAGAAGGUUUAGAUCAACAUGUUCCUGUUUCAACCUGGAUACCAACACUACCUUCAUCAUCAUCAUCAUCAUCAUCAUCAUCAAUAUUGUCCUUAUUAUUGUCAUCAUCAUCCCCAUUGGUCAUACAAGCACCAUCAUUAUACCCACCGUUUCCACCCCAUUCAUCUUCAUCACCAUCAUCAUCACUGUCAUCAUCUCAGUCUAGUCCAGGUUCUUCUCCAGCAGGCUUUCCAGCUUCCACUGUGAUCACUGUGUCUGUAAUUCUGCUGCUGCUUCUGAUUGGAAUCACAUUCCUCACUUUGAUUUUACAAAAGAGACGCAAAAUCAAUGCAGGUGGAGCUUCUUCUGACCAGAGUCCUGUCCAAAACUCAGGAAAUGACCAAGAGAUUCCUCUUUCUGCCUGUGAGUAUGAGGAGAUUAAAGACACCAAAGAACUUUCACCAUCAGAUGCUGAAUCUUCUGCAGUUUACUCUAAUGUUCGACUACCCAUAAUCCCCUGUGACUCUACUGUUAAUUCUAAUGCUCAGUUACCCACAAUCCCCUCUGAUCAGGACGUCUACUCCACAGCUCAGUUACCCACAAUCCCCUCUGAUCAGGACGUCUACUCCACAGCUCAGGUACCCACAGGUCAAUCAGCUGAGAAACCUGCUGAAGGUCUGACUUAUGCUGCAGUGAGUUUUCACUCCAACACCACCAGCUCUAAUGAUGCAGUUCCACAGGUUAGGGAAGACGUCACUUCUGACUACGCUUCAGUCAGUCACGUUACUUCAUCUGUUUAGUUUAGCGUCAUUAGGGCUCAAGUCAUGUGACAGUCAAACUCUACUGUUACUGAUACCAUUUAUUUUACUUUUACGUCUUCCCCCUUCUUUAAUUUCC